CAUAAAAGUCAAGACGAGAAGCAAAACAUUCGACCGAAGUUGAUGCUUGGCAAAGAAGGCUACCCCCGAAAUGCGGAGCUCCGAGGAGGGAGACGGCGGAAAAUCCAUGGUCCGAAGCUCCGCUGUCGGAAGGACAGAAUGUCUCCGACCCGCUUGCGCAGAUGCAAUGCAAUGCACUGCUGCAAAGCAUCACCGAGGGGUAUAGCUUGGGUAAACAGGUGCAAUAUAAAGCAAUCUAUUGUCGGUGGCCACUUUCAGCCACUGUUAGCCCACUUGAAACUGUGUCUCCUACUCGACCCUAGCAGACUCAACCUCGAACAGAGCAAAUGGCCGACAGGAACGAGCUCACCACCCUCCUACCGGUCGACAUCAUGGAGAUGCAACUCUCGACCGUCGACCUCCUGACUGCUAUGUAUGCCUCGCCUGAGGAGCUAGAAAUUCCUGCUGCCACGGCUGAGUGUAUCGAUAAGCUGCGCGCCUGGUGCGAGGACCCCGCCACCGGCGCACCGUCGGGCAUCCCGUCUAGCAUCUCGCUCUACGUCUCGCUGCCCCUGGCGGACAGCGACAAGAGAUUCCAAGUCAACCUGACAAUCCCACUGCACGGCACUGAGCCGGACGCGGGGUUCGAUCAGCCCCCACCACCAAUCUACUCGCUGCGCCCGGAUUGGAUGUCCAAGGCUGAGGUGGCCCGGCUAGCGGCGGCCUUGCCGACAGAUGCGGACGUGUUCGAGGCGCUGACCUACAUCCAGGAGGAGGCGCUCCGCUUCCUGGACGCAUCCACAUCUCCGUCGGCUGCGUCGUCGCAAGCAACCGCCCACACUAGCGGUCCCCUAGUGAGAGUGUGGUUCUACUUCCCCUCCCUGUCCACGCGCGCCAAACGUGACGACCUGGUCAACCACGCGCCGGAGUACUCGCUCACGGGCUUCGUGCUGGCCGGAAAGCCCGGCGUGCUGUGUCUGGAGGGGGUGUCGGCGGAUAUCGAUGCGUAUAUGAAAUUCAUCAAGACGCAUUCGUGGGGUGAUAUCCCCAGCCACCAGAAGAAGGUCAGCGAGCGGUUCCGCGAGACUCAGGACGUGCAGCGCGUCUUCUCCGGAAUGGAGGAGAUCACGGACUCGUUGGGCGAACGGAGUGGGCAGAGGGCCAAUCGCGGCGAUAUGCAGGCGCUAGAGCAGUGGCUUCAGGCCCGGGGCCUUGGGGUGGCUUUUGAGAAGGUCAUUUUCUGAACGUCUCCGGUUGCCAGUGCCGGGUUGAGGCA
Aspergillus saccharolyticus JOP 1030-1 is the source of this 1255-nucleotide messenger RNA. RefSeq names its product DUF1115 domain protein. The record is from RefSeq and is a predicted model, not a curated record. The coding region runs from base 327 to 1223 and encodes 298 amino acids. The transcript has a single exon. Lineage: Eukaryota; Fungi; Ascomycota; Eurotiomycetes; Eurotiales; Aspergillaceae.